This is a messenger RNA of Beauveria bassiana ARSEF 2860, 1326 nucleotides long. RefSeq lists its product as uncharacterized. The coding region runs from base 1 to 1326 and encodes 441 amino acids. Lineage: Eukaryota; Fungi; Ascomycota; Sordariomycetes; Hypocreales; Cordycipitaceae. The record is from RefSeq and is a predicted model, not a curated record. The transcript has a single exon.
AUGCACUCUUCAUCUACCACCGAUCACGCCUCCCUCGGACGCAGGCUGCGCAGCGCUGCGCCCAGACUCGUGCCAGCUGCCCCAGCUGCCAGUCCUACCCGUCUUAUUCUUUCGACCACCAAUGAACGAAUGGCAUCACCUGUAGAUAUUAAAACAGAAAAAUCUUUGAAGGACUCGCCGAAAAGUUCGCUGCUGGCCUCUGAUGUCCAUGGCCUUUGUUCCCGCAAUCGUUGUAGAGACGCACUGUGCAGGAACACCACAGAAUGGGACACAAAACAGGCAGCUGGUUAUCUGGAAAUCCUCAGUCCUGUUGAGAUUGACAAUAAAACUACAGCAAUUCUAGCGCCUACAGCUUCACCCAAGCCACAGCCACCCUCAGCCAUCGCUCGACUUGCGACAUACACAGCAGGGAAUUUGGGCAGUACAACGAGUCGUAAGUGGGCUGAGGACGCAAUUCAGGUCUCACAGAAAAACAGAAGUCGGAAAGCGGUAAGAUACAACGCAUCCGAGCCCCAGAAACGAGGCUUGAUCCGGGUCGAAGACUCAAUACUGAUGCAUGAACAGCUUACCACCAUCGAGCUUCGACUAGAUGAGGGCAGUGUCGGAAGAAAAGCACAGUCAACCGUAGGGGGUAGUAUCAAGAGAAAACUAGUUCCAUGUCCGACUCGAUCGCUGCGCCUAGACCGAAGUACUGAAAACCACAUAUUGCCUGUGCAGGUUGACAGUCGCCCAGGUUGCCCCCCAGUCUACGACUCCACAUUCCCACGAGAUCCAUUCGCAGAUGAAAAAAGUUUCGAAGAGAACCUCUUUGAUGGCCUCUUAUGCGAAUGCCCGACAGGCUCCUCAACGCCCAAGUCAGCAACGCUAACGCCCCAACUGCACAGGAAUGGUGAGGGCGAUGAUGACCGCUCCCACCACUUUGCAAUUGAGUCGGAAAGUUUGUCUGCUCAGAACCCGGACAGAAAAAUAGACAUAGAUGGCUCUUGCAAGGGAAAGACCGCCAUCGAGUCUAUAUGCGGAUAUGGCCGCGUUAAGAAGCACCCUUCACCCAGUAAGAAGGCAUUGGAAGACUUGGAACUGGCCUUUGCCAUAUACACCAAACUCAAGCCCUUGGAAGGUGGGGAUGAAACUGAUGAACUGGCCAAGGAUGAGCGCGGAGCGCUUUCAGCUGCAGACCACAACAAAGCAAUGCGUCAACACCGGAAAUUCGCCGUCCCCGAGGAAGCGCAUGAGAUGGCCCAUAGGCGUGCAUACAGGAUCCGGCAUAGCUUGCCGUAUCGGCCCACAGUGAAAAACACUCAGGAUAUUGAUGAGUUACGAUGUUAA